AUGUCACCUUCACUGAUUCCCACCACCACCACCACCACUUCUGAACAAUUUAAAUUAGUCCAUUUAACUGACCAAGAAAUCAUUGAUUUCACUAGAUUUCAAAACAGUCUUGCUUGGAAAGGAUGCUUGUCAGAAAAAGAUUAUGUCUUGAGAGAAUACGUUUUGAGUAAAUCAAAAAUCACCUCGUCGGGGAAUAACAAGUUGUAUGUGUACAUGUUGAAAUCGAGCUACAAUGAUGGUGAUAAUGAUGAUGAGCCACUUUGUUCUAUUGAGUUACUUGUUCGUGAUAGUUUGAAAUUUGAAUACGACAAAGAUGCAAGGGGUCAUGUGAAACAGACCAACGUCCUUAGUGGAUGCAUUGGUGGUGUAUUCACUUAUCCACAACAACGUGGGAAGGGGUAUGCUAGAAUCAUGGUUAACAAGUUGGUUGAAUUGGCUAAACGUGACCUUGUUGGUUCCGAUGGGUUCAUGUUUUUGUAUUCUGAAAUUGGGGAAUAUUACGCCAAGAAUGGGUUUAAAUCUUUCCCUGUUGACUUGAUCAAUAUCCCUCUCAAGGGAGAAGUUGGUACAUCGGGCAAUUCUCCCCAAGUGGAUUACGAGUUGGUUGAAUAUCAUCAGUUUCAAGAUUUGAUGCGUCAAUACCGAGUCCAUUUCGAACAAGAAAUGGUCGCUAAGGUGAAACAAGACCACAAGACGCGUGUAUCAAUCAAACCUACUUCUGAUUUAAUCGAUUGGUUUCAUUUACGUGCAAAAUUCAUUACCCAUAAGUUGUUCCAUGAACCAAAGGGCCACACCAUCGAUUUCAAUAACGAAUACGAAACUAUCAAGGAUAGUUUUGCUCAAGAACCAAAGAUAUUUGGACUCAAGAUCAAACUGUCCAAUGGUGAAAUUGCUGGAUUUAUCGUUUGGACAAUUGAUUGGUUAGAAAAUGGUGAUGCAAACUAUGCGACAAUUUUAAAAGCGGUUGCAUUUGAUAAAGAAGCUCAAGAUGAGAUAGUUUUGAAUUUGAUCAAAUUGGCAAUUCAUCAAUUGGUCCAUUAUCCAAUACUUGGCAAACCUACCAUCAAUGUUAAGCUAUGGGAACUGGAGAUUAGUGAUAAUGUUGGACGAAAAUUGAUUGAGUUGUGGCCAGGCACGGAGACUAGGUUGGAGAAUUCAUCACGGUCGGGUAUCUUGAUUAAUAAUCCUGAAGAAGAGGAACAGUUGAAAAAAGGUCAGUUGAUUUGGGAAGAGAACACCAAAUUGCCUUGGUUUUAG
Lodderomyces parapsilosis is the source of this 1257-nucleotide messenger RNA. RefSeq lists its product as uncharacterized. Lineage: Eukaryota; Fungi; Ascomycota; Pichiomycetes; Serinales; Debaryomycetaceae. The record is from RefSeq and is a predicted model, not a curated record. Bases 1 to 1257 code for a protein of 418 amino acids. The transcript has a single exon.